UACAUGUGUGUGUGUCAUGUCUUUUUUGUGUAUUUACUCCAUCUAGACUCGAAGAUUUCUAAGAAUUAUGGUACUUAAAAGAUUGAAAAAAUGCGUUAAAUCUUGAAUCUUGUGGUUGGUGCAUUUGUAAAACUAAACUAAUUUAGUUUAUCUAUUUAUAAAAGAAAACAAUAAGAAGAAGUCAUUAUGAAAAUUGCAAUAGAAGGAUGUGCUCAUGGUGAGCUAGACAAGAUUUAUGAAUGUAUAGAAACAUUACAAGACAGGGAGUCAAUAAAAAUUGAUUUACUGAUAUGCUGUGGUGAUUUCCAAUCUGUCCGCAAUAAUGAAGAUAUGCGGGCCAUGGCGGUUCCUGACAAAUAUCAACAUAUAUGUACAUUUUACAAGUAUUACAGUGGAGAAAAGCAGGCUCCUAUACUGACAUUAUUUAUUGGUGGCAAUCAUGAAGCCUCAAAUUAUUUACAAGAGCUACCUUUUGGUGGCUGGGUGGCACCUAACAUUUAUUAUAUGGGCAGAGCAGGAGUCAUCAAUUUUGGUAAUUUGAGGAUUGGAGGUUUAUCAGGAAUUUACAAAAGACAUGAUUAUUUACAAGGAUUGUGGGAAGCCCCACCAUACACUCAGCAAUCCCUGAGAACUGUGUACCAUGUCCGCUCACUUGAUGUGUUCAGAAUGAGCCAACUGAAGGAGAAAGUUAAUGUGAUGCUUUCCCAUGACUGGCCAAGAGGAAUCACAGAUUAUGGAGAUAAGGAACAUUUACUGAAGAGAAAGCCUUUCUUUAAGGAAGAUAUUGAAUCAAAUCAACUAGGCAGUAUACCAGCAGAGAGGUUAUUACAUACAUUAAAGCCAGAGUACUGGUUUGCAGCCCACUUGCAUUGUCAGUUUGCUGCCAUAGUUAAUCAUGAAGACAACCAAACAACAAAAUUUCUAGCCUUAGACAAAUGCCUGCCGAAACGCAGACACUUGCAGAUAUUGGAACUUCCAACUGAAUAUGAUGGUGAUAAGUCAUUGAAAUUGGAUGCAGAGUGGCUAGCUGUGCUCAGGAGCACCAAUCAUCUGCUAAGUGUCAAAAAUAUGGAUUGUCAUAUGCCAGGACCAGGGGGUAAUGAAAGAUACGUUUUUACACCUACUGAAGAAGAAAAAGAAGCUGUGGUGAAUAUAUUGCAAGACUUAAAGAUUACCCAUGACAGUUUUGUGAAGACUGCACCCAUUUAUGAUCCAAGAGCGCCAAAACGUGCCCCAAGUAAUCCAAUUUUAAACCCACAAACUGCAAAGUUAUGUGAAAAAUUAGGUAUUGAUGACCCUGUACAGGUUGUACUGGCUCGGUUAGGCAGAGUGAUGUCACAACCAUGCAUGGAAACUCUGCCAUCAGUACCAGAGUUGGUUCCAAGUGAAAAUGUAGUUACUAAAACUCCAAUGAAAACAACAAAAUUAUUUUUGCCGGCUCCAAGUACUCCAAGCCAACAUGAAGAUGAUGACUCUCAAAAGAACGUAAUAUUCUCUCCAGGGAGUUCUUUUGUCUCAGAUAAUGCUGACAGUGUAAAUGAGAGCACCACUCCCUUGUCCGCCUCUAAGAAAACUUUUAAAAGGCGAAACAUGUCACUGUACAAUACUCCUGACGGCGAUGACAGUGUAAGCACAGAGUCAAGUUGCAUACUGGAUGACAGUCCUCGGUCAAGUAAGUUACCUUUCAUAGGUAACAAGUUAUAAGUAAUAUUUGUUUAACAUAACAGGGCCUUUUAUAAUUUAUGUACAUGGUGAACAUGACAACAGGAUCAUCACAAAAUAGUACAAAAUUUAUUGGUUAAACUUGUAUUUAUUUAACCAAUUUCAGAUCUGUAAGUUGAAUCGACUUAUAAUAAUUUUUGGACAUGCAUUUUUAUUUUUAAGUAGGUAGUUAUUUUAAGACUAAUGAAAUUAAAAAAGUUCUAUAAACUUAUAAGAUAAUUUUUAAACAAAAUAAAAUAAUAGGAAAUAAAUAUUUUUAUAACAAAAAUUUAUCUUACAUACUAUCCCUGCAUGUUAUCACAUAUAAGUAUGUGAUAUUUUAGAACAAAUUACCCAAACAUGUAAUUAAUUUUAUAGUUAAUUUAAAACUAACAUUUUCUUAACAUAAUGAACUUGCACUGUGGUCAAUAUUUUAAACAUUUUAGUCAAUCAAAUGUUUAGUUACUCAGUCAUAAUAAUUAGUUUAAGCUUAAAUCAUGGACUGACAAAAUUACAGCUUGUAAAUUUUUUGCAAUGAAAUUAGUGCAAUUA
Messenger RNA from Plodia interpunctella (Indianmeal moth), 2253 nucleotides. RefSeq names its product lariat debranching enzyme (gene ldbr). Gene Ontology annotation, cellular component: nucleus. The transcript has 5 exons. Gene Ontology annotation, biological process: mRNA splicing, via spliceosome. Gene Ontology annotation, molecular function: RNA lariat debranching enzyme activity. The record is from RefSeq and is a predicted model, not a curated record. Bases 187 to 1704 code for a protein of 505 amino acids. Lineage: Eukaryota; Metazoa; Arthropoda; Insecta; Lepidoptera; Pyralidae.